AUGUACUAUGGAGCAACUGUUUAUGUUGGUGAUGGUAUUGAAGUGGAACGCAAACUAAUGAGCUUAGACGUUAGAUCUGAAAAGUUCAACCAGAUCAAACUUCCAGAGGGUUAUUAUAGGAAAAGUUGUUAUAUGAUAGACACGAAUGGACGCAUAAUCGCGUUUUUGACUCUUUCUGAAAUGGACCUAAUACGGAAAGAAAAGCCAAGCUUUUAUGGUGUUAGUGAUGCUGGUGAGAUUGUUUUUGCACCAUCGAUAUUGUUUGAAUCGUUUUAUCUACUAUAUUUUGAUCCGAGGAGAAACAGUAUUAGAGAAGUCUCGGUUGAAGGAAUUGUGGGUGAUGAAUUUAGAAGCCGCUAUGGAUUUGUUAAAGACUAUAUGUACAACAUGAAGGUUUACCCAAAUCACAUCAAGAGUCUCGUGUUUUUGUGA
Messenger RNA from Arabidopsis thaliana (thale cress), 432 nucleotides. Its product is annotated as F-box associated ubiquitination effector family protein. Bases 1 to 432 code for a protein of 143 amino acids. The record is from RefSeq and is marked reviewed. The transcript has 2 exons. Lineage: Eukaryota; Viridiplantae; Streptophyta; Magnoliopsida; Brassicales; Brassicaceae.